This is a messenger RNA of Cololabis saira (Pacific saury), 1548 nucleotides long. Its product is annotated as histone-lysine N-methyltransferase PRDM9-like. Gene Ontology annotation, molecular function: RNA polymerase II cis-regulatory region sequence-specific DNA binding; DNA-binding transcription factor activity. Gene Ontology annotation, biological process: regulation of transcription by RNA polymerase II. The record is from RefSeq and is a predicted model, not a curated record. The coding region runs from base 148 to 1029 and encodes 293 amino acids. NCBI's taxonomy places the organism in Eukaryota, Metazoa, Chordata, Actinopteri, Beloniformes, Belonidae. The transcript has a single exon.
CCACAAGAAAAUGUUUGUAAGGUGGAGGAGGACGGGGUUUUCAGUGACCAGCACCUGGAUAACCUGGAGAGGAGCUGCAGCCCGGACCAGGAGGAACCAGGGCAUCCACAGACUACAGAACUGGAGGAAGACUCCAGCGGUCAGGAGAUGAAGCACGAGGACGUAGAGGUGGAUGUCUCAUUGGUCAAUGUCGCUGAUGUGAAAGUUGAAAAUGGUGAACCAGGACCAAACUGUGGCCAGCUGCUGUUGCACACUUCUCCUGAAGCUCAAAACAAAGAUGAGGAAGGGACUGAAAGUUUACGCUCAGACUCCAGUAAAACUGCAGAUCCGGAGCCAAUGAGACGACACGGUGACCACGAAGCUGCUGCUGUCCCAUCAGACAGUAACUGUAAAUCAAAGCUGACCAGGACCCACACGGGGAAGAAGGUAUUUACUUGCAGAACUUGCAGGAAAGAGUUUAGUAGAAGAAGUACUUUAGUGGAUCACAUGAAGAUCCACACUGGUGAAAGGCCGUAUCUGUGCAACACCUGCGGAAAAUCGUUUACUAAAUCAUCAGAUCUUAAACGCCACAUAACCACGCACACGGGCGAGAAGCCCUACAUCUGCAAAACAUGUGAAAAAAGUUACAGGCUACGUUCCACCUUGGUGGUUCACUCGAGGAUCCACACUGGUGAAAAGCCGUACCUGUGCAACACCUGCGGCAAAACCUUUACUCAAUCAUCACUUCUUAAACACCACAUAACCACGCACACGGGCGAGAAGCCCUACAUGUGCAAAACAUGUGGUAAAAGUUACAGGCUACGUUCCCACCUGCUGGUUCACUCGAGGAUCCACACGGGCGAGAAACCGUACCUGUGCAACACCUGCGGAAAAACCUUUACUCAAUUAUCAGCUCUUAAGAGCCACAUUACCACGCACACGGGCGAGAAGCCAUAUUUGUGCAAGACGUGCAACAAAGGUUUUAGCCGCAGAAGUAUAUUGCUGAAUCACAUGAAAAAUCACCCGGAGGAGAAGUCUGGUGACUCGUGACAAAUGAAGCUCAUGUUGUCGUCCUCCGGGGGCAGCUGUCCACUCCUGUCUGACCCACAGAAGAAGAACCCGCAGAAGUCCAACCACCACCUCCUGUGGCUGAUGAGCCUAAUCCCCUCCCCACAAGGGUUGCAGGUUCAACUCGGAUUUAUGCUUCUCCGUCAACUUGUCGCAGAGGGAACAAUGUGGUUGUGUACUUUUUUCUUAAAGUUCUGCAUUGAGGUUGUUUGAAUCCCUGUUCCUUCUUAAAAUCGUAUUAUUUGUUGCUGUUGGUAACUUGCCGUCUCCACUGUGCAAAUAAAGAGCUGUUAGUAUGUGCUGAUGUUUCUUUAAACAUGACAGUUUAUUUCGUUCAUCUACAAAGCCUCUCUCACACGUCCUUUUUCCCGUCUGUUUCUUCUUCACUCACAUUCUCUUUGUAAAGUUAAUCUGCAGCUCCAUGUUGUUAAACUCUCUCCAUCUACGUCGGGAUCAUCGGGAUCAGAUUCCAGGAAGAGGACAGACUUUGGAUUUAACCCU